Messenger RNA from Medicago truncatula (barrel medic), 3965 nucleotides. RefSeq names its product photosystem II CP47 reaction center protein. Gene Ontology annotation, biological process: photosynthesis; photosynthesis, light reaction; photosynthetic electron transport in photosystem II. Gene Ontology annotation, molecular function: chlorophyll binding. Gene Ontology annotation, cellular component: photosystem II; membrane. The record is from RefSeq and is a predicted model, not a curated record. The transcript has a single exon. Bases 140 to 1666 code for a protein of 508 amino acids. Lineage: Eukaryota; Viridiplantae; Streptophyta; Magnoliopsida; Fabales; Fabaceae.
UCCAUUAUUACUAAAAAACUAGAACAUUAAUUCUUUAAUGCGAGAUAAUUUACUAAAAGGGGAAGGUCCAUAGGAUAGUUUUUUACAGUGCAAUAAAGUUACAUAGUGUCUAUUUUUUGUUGAUAUAAGAGGUAUUUUCAUGGGUUUGCCUUGGUAUCGUGUUCAUACCGUUGUAUUAAAUGAUCCCGGCCGUUUACUUUCUGUCCAUAUAAUGCAUACAGCUCUGGUUGCUGGUUGGGCCGGUUCGAUGGCUCUAUAUGAAUUAGCAGUUUUUGAUCCCUCUGACCCUGUUCUUGACCCAAUGUGGAGACAGGGUAUGUUCGUUAUACCCUUUAUGACUCGUUUAGGAAUAACCAAUUCGUGGGGUGGUUGGAAUAUCACAGGAGGGACUAUAACGAAUCCGGGUAUUUGGAGUUACGAAGGUGUGGCCGCGGCACAUAUUGUGUUUUCAGGCUUGUGCUUUUUGGCGGCUAUUUGGCAUUGGGUUUAUUGGGAUCUAGAAAUCUUUUGUGAUGAACGUACUGGAAAACCUUCUUUGGAUUUGCCAAAAAUAUUUGGAAUUCAUUUAUUUCUUGCAGGGGUCGCGUGUUUUGGUUUUGGCGCAUUUCAUGUAACAGGAUUGUUUGGUCCUGGAAUAUGGGUAUCCGAUCCUUAUGGACUAACUGGAAGGGUACAAUCUGUAAAUCCAGCAUGGGGUGUGGACGGUUUUGAUCCUUUUGUUCCGGGGGGAAUAGCCUCUCAUCAUAUUGCAGCAGGGACAUUGGGCAUAUUAGCGGGCCUUUUCCAUCUUAGUGUGCGUCCACCUCAACGUUUAUACAAAGGAUUGCGUAUGGGAAAUAUUGAAACCGUCCUUUCCAGUAGUAUCGCUGCUGUAUUUUUUGCAGCUUUUGUUGUUGCUGGAACUAUGUGGUAUGGUUCAGCAACUACUCCGAUUGAAUUAUUUGGUCCUACUCGUUAUCAAUGGGAUCAGGGAUACUUCCAGCAAGAAAUAUAUAGAAGAGUUGGUGCUGGGCUAGCCGAAAAUCAAAGUUUAUCAGAAGCUUGGUCUAAAAUUCCUGAAAAAUUAGCUUUUUAUGAUUACAUCGGCAAUAAUCCGGCAAAAGGGGGAUUGUUUAGAGCGGGCUCAAUGGACAAUGGAGAUGGAAUAGCCGUUGGUUGGUUAGGACAUCCUAUCUUUAGAGACAAAGAGGGGCGUGAACUUUUUGUACGUCGUAUGCCUACUUUUUUUGAAACAUUUCCGGUUGUUUUAGUCGACGGAGACGGAAUUGUUAGAGCGGAUGUUCCUUUUCGAAGGGCAGAAUCGAAGUAUAGUGUCGAACAAGUCGGUGUAACAGUUGAGUUCUUUGGUGGCGAACUCAAUGGAGUCAGUUAUAGUGAUCCUGCUACUGUGAAAAAAUAUGCUCGACGUGCUCAAUUGGGUGAAAUUUUUGAAUUAGAUCGUGCUACUUUAAAAUCGGACGGUGUUUUUCGUAGCAGUCCAAGGGGUUGGUUUACUUUUGGACAUGCUUCGUUUGCUCUUCUCUUCUUUUUCGGGCACAUUUGGCAUGGUGCUAGAACCUUGUUCAGAGAUGUUUUUGCUGGUAUUGAUCCAGAUUUGGAUGCUCAAGUAGAAUUUGGAGCAUUCCAAAAACUUGGAGAUCCAACUACAAAAAAACAGGCAGUCUGAUAGAAAUUGGUUUGUUCCUUUUCGAUUCGACUUUUUUGUUGUUAUUUGAAUUUUAUAUAGGGAACUAUAUAAAUCUCGUCCAGGAGAUAAUCCCCCAAAACAGGUAUGAAAGCUAUAAUUGUAAACCACGAUCAAAUCUAUGGAAGCAUUGGUUUAUACAUUCCUCUUAGUCUCGACUUUAGGAAUCAUUUUUUUCGCUAUCUUUUUUAGAGAACCCCCUAUAGUUCCAACUAAAAAGACGAAAUGAUUUUGAAUUACCUCAAUUGAAGUAAUGAGCCUCCAAUAUUACGAUAUUGGAGGCUCAUUAUUUCAACUAGUCCCCAUGUUCUUCGAAUGGAUCUCUUAGUUGUUGAGAGGGUUGCCCAAAAGCAGUAUAUAGGGCAUACCCGGUAAAACUGACAAUUAAACCAGAUAUAGAGAUGGCAAUUAGGGUUGCUGUUUCCAUGAUUAUAUAAUAUCAAGACUACAAUGGAUCUAUAGGGUAAUUUACAGCGUAAUGGUAUACAAAGUCAACAGAUCUCAAUGAAAAAAAAAAAAAAUAGGAUUUAUGGCUACACAAACCGUUGAGGAUAGUUCUAGAUCUGGUCCAAGACGAACUGUUGUAGGAGAUUUAUUGAAACCGUUGAAUUCAGAAUAUGGUAAAGUAGCUCCGGGAUGGGGAACUACCCCUUUGAUGGGUAUUGCAAUGGCUCUAUUUGCGGUAUUUCUCUCUAUUAUUUUAGAGAUUUAUAAUUCGUCCAUUUUACUGGACCAAAUUUCGAAUUAGAGAAUUAGAUUCACAAGAACCAACUAACUAGUUUUUCAAUAGAAAGUAAAGUUUAGCUUAGCAUUUAGGUCGUUGAUUUUUAGACCAUUCCAUUUUUAUUUGGUAGUUCGACCGCGAAACUUCUUUGUUUCUGUAUUUCCGGAAUAUGAGUGUGUGACUUGUUACAAUUGAUCCUAUUGAUAGUACAGAACAUAAAAAGGAUACGUCAUCUUUCUUAUCUUGAUAGAGAUGGCUUUACCCCGUCAGAUAUUUAUUCUAAUAUCUGGAGCACGGAAUAUAGAAAAGAAAUAGAUUCUAAAGUAUUAGAACUAUGAUUCAUACUUAAUAUUUAUAUUUAGACCUCGCAACCGGACGAAAAAAAAUUAAAGAGUUAGAAUAAUCAAUUUCAAAAAAAAAAAAUUAAAUAAGUGAUGAUCCAGCAGUUCUUACUCAGGGAAUUUUUGGACUUGGAUUAAAGGUUUUUUUGGAAAUCAUCGUGGUUCUGGUAUGAAUCUGAGGUUUUUGAAUUGAUUCUAUAGGGUCUUAACAAGAAAAUUCCUAUCAAUAAUAAUAAAAAAAAAACAGUAAAAUCGUAUUAAAUACAGACAAAAAAAAUGAGGUGAAUAAUAGAAUAUUCAAGAGGCCGGUAAGGAUCAAGAGAAAAGACGAGUGAGCCGACUUGAAAUUUUGGCAUUAUAAACAAACACAAAGAAUACCUUUUGGAUUUCCAUUUUUUUUAUCUUCAAAAAAGAUUGGAAUCAUAGGAUUAAGUUAAGAAGUUUAAAACUUUCUAUUCCACAUAUCUGUUUUCCAAAUAACUGGUAUUUUUGUUUGAGCCGUACGAGAUGAAAUUCUCAUAUACGGUUCUCAGGGGGGUCCUUUGGUUUACCUAUCUCAAUAAAGUCUAUGAUUGGUUCGAAGAACGUCUUGAGAUUCAGGCGAUUGCCGAUGAUAUAACUAGUAAAUAUGUUCCUCCUCAUGUCAAUAUAUUUUAUUGUUUAGGAGGAAUUACACUUACUUGUUUUUUAGUCCAAGUAGCGACGGGUUUUGCUAUGACUUUUUAUUAUCGUCCGACCGUUACGGAAGCUUUUGCUUCUGUUCAAUAUAUAAUGACUGAGGCUAACUUUGGUUGGUUAAUCCGAUCAGUUCAUCGAUGGUCGGCAAGUAUGAUGGUCUUAAUGAUGAUCUUGCACGUAUUUCGCGUGUAUCUCACCGGUGGUUUUAAAAAACCUCGCGAACUGACUUGGGUUACGGGUGUAGUUUUGGGUGUAUUGACUGCAUCCUUUGGUGUAACCGGUUAUUCCUUACCUUGGGACCAAAUUGGUUAUUGGGCAGUAAAAAUUGUAACAGGUGUACCCGACGCUAUUCCUGUAAUAGGAUCGUCGGUGGUAGAGUUAUUGCGCGGAAGCGCUAGUGUGGGACAAUCUACCUUGACUCGUUUUUAUAGUUUACAUACUUUUGUAUUACCUCUUCUUACUGCCGUAUUCAUGUUAAUGCACUUUCCAAUGAUACGUAAGCAAGGCAUUUCCGGUCCUUUAUAGAAUAAAAAAAAAA